GACAAAGACACAAGGACCCUGGACAGCUGUCACCGCCCGCACAGACGUACAGCAAACCACACCGACUGAAGAGCACGUCUCAAUUCUCGCCCAGCGCGCAACCAUCGCAUUGGCUCUCCACAUCCCCUUGACCGGUUCACCGCUUCGCACCGCUCCACGCGCAAACCGCCGUCGCAACAUUUCUCCACCCCACGCAAACGCGUCUUCGCGUCCCGUAUACGGCCUCAUCCAUCACCACGCCCACGCCUCACCAUGGAGUUCGUUCAAGACUACGUUACAUUUCUGCCGCGGCUGCUCCCGCCAUCCAUCGCGUCGCCGCUUCUCACAUUCGUCACAACCGCAUUCGGCAUCUUCCGCACGCUGCAAACACAUCUCACUCCCCUCUUUACGCGGCUUGUUACUCAGCCUGAUGCCGCAUCUAUCCUCGUCGUGGUUGCCGCGCUGUUCAUCAGCUUCAAGAUCCUCGACAUGAUGUAUCGCGCGGUGCUGUUCUGGGUCAAUCUGGUGUUCAGGUUGGUGCUGUGGGGUGGCAUAGGGUUGAUUGGGUUAUGGAUAUACAAUAGGGGCGUUGAUGGAUUUAUUCAGGAUGUGCAAGAUUUGGCGCAGACGUGGGCGGGUGAAUAUGAGAAGUACAGUGGAGAGGUCAAGAGGUUCCAGCAAGAUCAGGAAGCACAGAUCAGGCUGCAGGCGAAGCAGCAGGGCGGGCGCAGGGGAUGGCGAUAGGCAUCGCUAGGAGGGAAACGACAUGCUGGAAGAGUGUUCGAAAAUGCUAUAUUGGGAAAGAUAGGAUAUUUGAUGAAGACGACGAAUCACGGCUUACGAUUGUACAUUCUGGACAGGCGUUGGUAUACGGCAUUUGCCAUGGAGCAUAGGUAUCUUUAAAAGUUGGAGUUGUAUAUUACGGCAAGAGUAGAAUGAAGACCGUUAGUUCAAGGCCGCCGUGCACCGUUCGACUGUUACCUACGAUCAUCUGUUGAACGUCCGAACG
Molecule: messenger RNA, 988 nt
Organism: Macroventuria anomochaeta
Lineage: Eukaryota; Fungi; Ascomycota; Dothideomycetes; Pleosporales; Didymellaceae
Exons: 2
Coding region: 253-723 (156 amino acids)
Source: RefSeq, a predicted model, not a curated record